Molecule: messenger RNA, 6170 nt
Organism: Cyprinus carpio (common carp)
Lineage: Eukaryota; Metazoa; Chordata; Actinopteri; Cypriniformes; Cyprinidae
Gene: tecpr2
Product: tectonin beta-propeller repeat containing 2
Molecular function (GO): protein binding
Source: RefSeq, a predicted model, not a curated record
AGCGACGCGAGGGUCACUUCCGCUGCUGUAGGUGUCGCUGGAGUCAGUUUUCUGUUUCAACCCAAAACAGAACGAAGAAAAACACCAGCUCGUCAACAAGAGCUCUCUGUCAAAGCAGCAGAAAUGUCAACAGAUCAACCUCAUCUAAACUAUAAAAACGUUUACGGUUCAUAAUCAAUGUGAACUUUUCCCGGUGAUUUUUUCAUCAGUGGAAGCACAGAUCCAUAGGGUGACCAUGGCCACCCAUCCAGCCCCGCUGCCCUUGAGGGAGUUCUGCCCUCUCUACUACCUUCUCAAUGCCAUCCCUGCGAAAGUCCAGAAAGGUUUCCGUUCGGUCCUGGUCUACUUGACUGCAUUGGACAGCAACAGUGAUUAUAUAGCCAUUGGCAGCAGCAUUGGCAUGCUGUACCUUUACUGCAGGAGAGUAAGCCAAAUGAACAAAUACAAUUUAGAGGGAAAAUGUGAGGCCAUUACUGCAGUGAAAUUGCUGAGUUGUUUCGAUGAUCUUGUGGCUGUCGGGACGGCAUCGGGCCGGGUUGCUUUCUUUCAGCUUGUGUCACCGUUGCCUGGUAGAAAUAAACAGCUGAGAAGGUUUGAUGUUGUGGGCUUGCACAAAAGCACAAUUACAGCAUUAGCAUGGAGUGCUAAUGGCAUGAAGCUCUUCUCUGGUGAUGAUAAAGGGAGGGUGGUCUAUUCUGCUGUGGACUUGGAUCAAGGCGUGUGUAAUCCAGUGGUCCUCUUUGAAGAGCCUUCGGCAAUAGUUCAGUUGGAAUAUAGUCAGAAAGUACUUUUGGUUUCUUCCCAUCAGCGCUCCACGCUCUUCUACACCCAAGAGCAGUCGCAUCAACAGCUGGGCACUAAACCACGUAAAAGCAAUGGCAAGUUUGGUGCCUGCUUCCAACCAGCUCUGUGCAAGCAGAGCGAUCUGGUGGUUUAUGCAGCCAGGCCCGGGUUGCGUCUGUGGAGGACGGAUGUGCGGGGGCAUGUCGGGGAGACCCACGUCCUAAAGCCACUUUUUAAUCAGGAUAUACCUCAGUUUGAGCUGUUCCCUCGUUCAGGCCCCAACACUGGCUACAGACCUUCAGAAAGACAGCUGGGAAUGGUCAGCUGCUUCUUGAAGGAGGGCUGGGUCCUCAGCUGGAAUGAAUAUAGUGUUUAUGUUGUGGACUGUACCAAUCAAGUUAUCAUUGGAGGAUUGGAAAGCAGUGGAGAUAUAGUGUCUGUGUCGUGCACUGAGAAUGAAAUCUUCAUUCUGAAAGGAGAUCGGGACAUUUUGCGGAUCUCAAAUUGCCCUGAGGGAUUGGUUUCAAACUUAUUAGACCACUCCUACCGUUUUACAUCUCCUCUUUCCACACCCACGAUUUUGCUGCCUCCUAAUGGCGCAGUUGAAAUGGCUCAACCAAUCAGGACCAUGCCCAUUAUUACAGAGCAGGAGACUCAAGCCAGUCCUAACUCAGAGGAGGUGCAUGAUGGGGUUGAGGAGUCAGAGGAGGUGCAGGAGGAGCAGCAUUCUGAGGAAUUCAGUCAUGUGGUAGAGGCUCUGGAGGUGGAAGAGAACUUGGAGCGGCAGAUGGCCAGUUUGGGUACAAUGGAGUCCCGCAGCCGGAGCAGCUCCAUCACUUCAUGGGAGAGCACACAAGGCAUGUUUUCCACCACAGAGGCCUCAGAGCUCUCCUCCAGCCGAUACAGCACCAUCACGCAAGAAGACUUCCAGCAGGAGCUGGUGGUCAAGGCCAUCAAGCUGAAGAAGAAAGGCAAGAGAAGACGGCAUGAUAGUGGGAAUCGUGUCAACGAGCGCAGCAGCUGGUCAGAGAGCGUUUUCAGCCAGGAAGGUGCAAGCAGUGACGUUCUAAACACGCCCAUGAGCGAGCCUCCUUCAGACCACACCAGCCUCCUGUGCAGCAGCCUCGACCUGCACAGUGCUGGCUCACCAGACCAGGACGGUUCCGUCUGUGGAGAAUCCCACAAUUCCAAUGCCUUUCCCAUUCUAAGCCCAUCAGAACCCUUACAGAGCGAAGAGCCUCGUCAGGAUCCACUUAAGCAAACAGCAGAGACCCUACCGCCUUGCCCUACAUCACUGUCACUACAAGACAUGGAGUGUCAAGUGUACAGUGAAAAUGUGUUUGCAGAAAAUGAGCAAAUUGCAGCUACGCCUGACGUGGACAUGCUGCUGGAAUGUACCUUCUCAUACAUGCAGACAGCUGACGAGCAGGACAUCAUGAAGGAAUAUGUGAAGGAGAACAAAGAUACCCUAAAGGAUUCGGAGGAACAUUUUAAUCAGAGUUUACAUGGAGACUUUAAUUUGGAUUUAUCUUACGAUCCCAUUAGGCCGCUAGGUUACUCCCCGGAACCCGAGCCAACGCCAUCUAGUGACGAGGAGGACAUCUAUGCACAUGGAGUGCCAUCCAGUGCUAGUCUGGGGGACGGACUGAACGCCCUGAGCUUGCAGAGCUCAUCUGCUGAGCAGAAUGAGGACGAAGAGACGCAGCUCCUCAAAGCUGACCAGUUGGCUGAAAGCUGGAUGGGCUACAGUGGGCCUGCUUGUGGCAUCCUCAGUCUAGUAGUGACGGACAGGUAUAUCUGGUGUUUGGACUUUAAAGGAGGCCUUUUCUGUAGUGCUCUUCCUAACGGCAGCUUGAGCUGGCAGAAGUUUGAGGAAAAUGUCCAUCAAGUGGCGCUGUCCCCAACAGGCUCAUUGCUGUGGAAGGUGGAGCAGAAGACCAUGACUGCUUACGCUUGUGGGAAAGUCACCAUCAAGGGGAAGAGACACUGGUACAAAGCCCUGGACGACACAGCGUUUGUAGCACUUGGUGAUGACACAGCCUGGAUUAUUCGCACUAAUGGAGACUUGUACAUACAGACAGGGCUGAGCGUGGACAGGCCAUGUGCGCGGUCAGUGAAGGUGGACUGUCCGUGCCCCAUGGCGCAGAUAGCAGCACGGGGCAGUGUGGUGUGGGCACUGAGCGAGCAGAGGGGCGUGUUUUACAGAGAGGGUCUCAGCAGCUACUGUGCAGAGGGGGAGCAGUGGAAGUAUGACACCGUCAGUGAGAGCCAAGGUCUGGAACCCAUCUGUAUUGCUUUGGGUGAGAAUAACACAGUCUGGGCAUUGGAUACCAGUGGCAACUUAUGGUUCAGAACAGGGGUCACGACUAAAAAACCCCAGGGGGAAGAUGACCACUGGUGGCAGGUGAGCAUCACAGACUAUGUGGUGUUUGAUCAGGGCAGUCUUUUCCAGACUCUGAUCCAGGCCACACAGACUGUCGCCACAGCCACCAGAGCUCCAGUCGAGCGGGUAGCUGAACGUCUGCGCGUGGCCUUCCUUUCCCAGCACUCCCAGUGCCAGCCUAGCCUCAUCAGUGUCAGCACCAGUGGCGUGUGGAUUGCUUCUGGACGCAAUGAAUUUCACGUUGCCAAAGGCAGCCUCAUUGGGACAUUUUGGAAAAGUAUUGUACCCAGAGGAACAGCUUCUGCCACAAAAUGGGCCUUUGUGUUCUCCUCUGCUGUUCCAGCUAAAGAGGGGAGUUUCCUAUGGUUAGGUCAGAGCAGGAAAGACCUGUUCUGUAUUUGGGACCAAGACCUCCAGAUGCGGCCCUUUACCAUACAGUUUCCCCCAGACGUAGAGAUGGUGCAGCUCUCUGCCUGUCGUGACGCUCUGUGGGGUUUAGAUCACUACGGUCGUGUCCACAUCCGCUCUUUAUCAGCCAGUUGUUCCACAGGAAUGCACUGGACAUUGCUGGACCUCAGCCAGCUUGGACAUGUGAAGUUUCUCAGUUUGUCUUGUGGCGGUCAGAAUGUUUGGGCGUGUGAUAGUAAUGGAAUGGUGUAUUUUCGAGUUGGAACUCAACCUUUGAACCCCAGCAUGAUGCUCCCUGCCUGGAUCUGCAUCGAAGCUCCCGAACAGCCUGCUGGCCUUCAUCUGGUGAAAAUUCAGACGAGUCCUAAUGACCGCAUGCUGUGGGCGCUGGACAACAGAGGCAAUGUGCAUGUGCGCGUCGGCAUCACUGAGGAGAUGCCUGUUGGAACUGCCUGGGAGCACAUUCCUGGACUACAGGCAAGUCAACUGGUUCUAAGUAUGAGGACUGCUUGGGUUCGGCUUUAUAAUGGUGAAGUGGCUCGUCGAUACGGCAUUACAGAGAAGAACCCAGCUGGAGACUACUGGAAGAAGAUCCCAGGACUGGUCAACUGGCUUGCAGUGACGCCGAUGGAUGAACUGUGGGCAGUUGCUCCUACUGGUGCCCUCAACCAGCGCCUUACCAAGACUCUGCAAAACUGUAGUAGCCAAAACCUUGGUAACGCGGGAUCUCUGAGUGGAGAGGAGCUGGAGGAAGAGUGGGAGGUGAUUUAGAUGCCACUAAUUGUGUCAAAGCAUCCCAGAAUCACUGUUCUGUGAAAUUUCUUUCUAGGCACUUUACUCAUUUCUUCUUAAAGGAGUAGUUCACCUAAAAAAUGAAAAUUCUGUCAUCAUUUACUCAUCCUUAUGUUGUAAGUAUGUUACACUCUAUUUUUAUUUUGCUCUAUAACCUUUCUGAGGGUAUUUUUUUUUAAAUACCUUGUGACCUGAAAUUGUUUACCCUUUUUUUUUUUUAUCCAUCACAUUAUUUAUUAUUUUUAAUAUCCACAUACACGGUUAGAUCAGUUAUUUUUGAACUCAUGCUGAUUUAAGGAGGUUCUGUUUAUACAUUAUCAUUCAAAAGUUUGGGAUCAGUCAGAUUUUUUUUUUUUCUAUUAUUUUUUAAGAUGUUAAUACUUUUGAGCAAGGAUGCAUUGAAGUGAUCAAAAGUGACAGUAAAGACUUUUCUAAUGUUACAAAAGAUUCUAAAUAUUUAUUUCCCUUUUAACUUUCUGUUCAUCAAACAGUCCUGAAACCAAAUCUAUCAUGGUUUCCUCUAAAUUAUUUAGCAGCACAUCGGUUUUCAACAUUGAUAAUAAAAAUAAAUGUUUAUUGAGCAGUAAAUCAGCAUAUUAGAAUGAUUGCUGAAGGAUCAUGUGACGCUAAACAAAAGACUGGAGUAAUGGCUGCUAAAAUUCCGCUCAGUUAUUUAAAAUUAUAAUAAUAUUUCAGAAUAUUACUGUCUUACUGUGUUUUUGAUCAAAUAAAUGCUGCCUUGUUGCGCUUAAGAGACUUUCAUUAAAAAAAAAAAAUUUAAUUAAUUUUAAUCAUACCAACCUUAAAAGUUUGAAUGGUAGUGUAUACGAAUGCACUUUGCUCACAAAAUAGGGAAAUGUUUAAUGUUAAUCUGUUUAUAGCUAUGAUCUACUGCUUUAGGGGGUAGAUUAUGUAAAUAUCGCUUAUUUGACCAAACACAUUUUAUUAUCAUUAUAGGUACAGGAAAUAUAUGCUACAAUAUAGUUCAGACUAACAAACAUGAGGGCAUUUGGAAAGGCUGUGUGUGUGUUUUAUCGGAUUGUUUUGUGAAAGGGAACUAGGUAUAAGUUGGCUUUGGUUAAAGAAGGGAUUCAGCUUUUUCUGUAAAUACACUUGUACCUUGAUAAAUACUUGACAGGAGUAAAGUCAUGAUGGCGUCUGGCACAUAUAUGUGAGUCGUAUAGAGAGCAUGGUCUCUGACUUGCCUCUGUCUACACUUUAGUGACGUUUUGGAGUUUAAUGUGAGGUAUUUUAAAAGGAUGGUUUGACUUUUAACUCUUAAAACAGAAACUAUUUGAACUUACUACUUGGUUGAUAGAAUCUAUCAUAGAAAAAUACUGUAUAUUAAUGCUGGACGAGCAUUCUUCAUAUACGUCCAUAUAAAGAAAGCAUCUUGAUGAGUAAUCUAUCAUAGAUAACUAAAUAUAAAUUCAGUGCUGUGUCCAAUGUUUCAUUUUCUCUCCUCUCUCUUUAGUGUCUGACUGUGAAGUGUUUGUAAAUCUUCCUUUUUGAGAUUUUGACACCUCAGUAAUGCAUCAUAUGCAGAUCGAUUUAAAUUACCAUGUAAACAUUGCUGCAAGUUGUUUUAGUUAUUGUUACAUUUGCCGUUGUUUUGCCCCACUAGUUUCAGUUGUGCACUUAGACCAUAUUGUAAGUAAUAAAUGUGGUACACUGGAUAUGUAAUGCUAAGCCAGUGUGGUUUACGUGGUGAUGCAGCUAAAUGUGAACUCACAUAUUAAACUAUUAGCUCUUUACUCCAUGCUUAGUCAUGACAAACUUACAAAUAAAAUGUUUACAGAAAGUG